CCUAAUCUAAGCAGCUGUCGAAUUGUCACACAUGUUGAUUUCCCUGGCAGUUCGUUAAUUUAAAAAUAUUUACUAUUACUCCAUGAAUAGAAAUUGCUAAAAAACGUUAAUUAAAUUUCAAGUAUUGCGACAUGUAAAUUGUAUAAAAAAAACCUUGUUUUUAUUAAUUCAAAGAAAAAACAUAUGUUCUAUAUAAAUUGGUGAUUAUUCAUAUAUGAAAAAUGAAACAACGAAGUAUUGCAGAAUAUAUUAAAUCACCAGCGGAUCCUAUGAAGGAUUAUAAAAUUCAAAGUACAGAUUGGCUAACAAAAUCGAGUCCUGUCUCAAAAAGGAUUAGAUCUAAGAAAAAUUCAACUCGAGCGAUGUCAAAGUCUAAGACUAAAAAUAAAACCUGUGAAACCCCAGUUCAGAAUUGUACUACAGAAGUGAAUAGUACACUCGAAAAGUGGAUACAGAGAAAAAGAAGUGAUAGCCCAUGGGAUCGUUUUAAGGAAUUGGCUAAACAUAAUCAAACACAACAAAAUGCUAAAAAUGAUACAAAUACAUCCAAACCUAGAAAAAAGCUAAAAUUCUGUAAAAAUGAUUCUUUUGAAAAAUAUGGAGUUGUUCUUCCAACAGUGGAUCAAAUUUUAAAUAAUAUGGAUACAAUACGAAAGGAGGGAAAAAUUCUUGAUGAGUAUGAUAAAUUAUAUUGUGAAAGUGAUAUUGCAAUACCUACCUCCCUUAAAACUAUAUCAGAUUCUCCAGAAAAAACAAUUCCUCUUCUAAGUUGCGAACAUCUUUCUCAAUUUGAACUCGACAAAUAUGUCAUAAAGUAUUUGGAUUACCUUAAAGAUAUCUCGAAAGGAGUGGAGUAUUCUCAAAGACAUGAAACUUACAACAAAUAUAACUCCAAAUCUAAACUGACUUUUAGUUUUAGCAUGAUCGUUUAUAAGGAAUCUCAGUUGGAAUACUUAACCGAAAGAAUUGAAGAAUUGUUAGAUCCUGAAGGAAAACGCACUGAAUAUUUAUUUAUGGUGAUAUUGCCAGAAUUGUGUCUCAAAAUAUUCAUGAAUGAGUUUGAAAUGAGUAAAACAGAAGCAGUUGACUAUUUGAAUCGUAGACCGGUUGACUAAUAUUUUUGUGGUUUUCUGUCAAUGUACCUGGUGAUUGGAUUGAGGGUUGUGAUUUCUCGUUUAUAUUAACUUUAUGUAUACUAUGUAUAGGAUAAUAUUGAAAUAUAUGUUUUUUCGUAGUUUCUAAGAUGGUAACGCAUUUACAUUUUUCUUGACAUAUUCACCCAUUUUGCAGUUAUUUAUUAUAAUGUAUGCAGUUUGUUUCUUUUGUUAUCAUACUUGUUUUGUUCACCAUUUAUAGUUAUAGUGCCUUUUUCUUAUUAUUAAAGCUUUCUUGUUCUCUUA
Harmonia axyridis is the source of this 1400-nucleotide messenger RNA. RefSeq lists its product as uncharacterized. The record is from RefSeq and is a predicted model, not a curated record. The transcript is spliced from 2 exons. Lineage: Eukaryota; Metazoa; Arthropoda; Insecta; Coleoptera; Coccinellidae. Bases 222 to 1115 code for a protein of 297 amino acids.